This is a messenger RNA of Candoia aspera, 1197 nucleotides long. RefSeq names its product engrailed homeobox 1 (gene EN1). Gene Ontology annotation, cellular component: nucleus. Lineage: Eukaryota; Metazoa; Chordata; Lepidosauria; Squamata; Candoiidae. The transcript is spliced from 2 exons. Gene Ontology annotation, molecular function: DNA-binding transcription factor activity, RNA polymerase II-specific; RNA polymerase II cis-regulatory region sequence-specific DNA binding. The record is from RefSeq and is a predicted model, not a curated record. Bases 1 to 1197 code for a protein of 398 amino acids. Gene Ontology annotation, biological process: neuron differentiation; regulation of transcription by RNA polymerase II; multicellular organism development.
AUGGAAGAGCAGGCGGACGCUAAAAGCCAGCGCGACUCGGUUCCGACUCCAGUCAGCGGGAGCAGCGGCAGCGGCAGCGGCAGCGAUGGCGAGAGCAUUCCGGUGUCUCCCAGCGGCCACGCUCCCUUGUCUCCCGCCGCGCCUUGCCUCGUGCCUCUUCCCCAUCACCCGCACCAUCACCACCACAGCCACCACCAGCACCACCACCACCAGCAGCAACAGCAUCAGCAGCAGGCGCCUCCAACCCCCCAGCAGCAGCCGCGGCCGCCGCCGCCUCCGCCGCAGCACCGCACCACUAACUUUUUCAUCGACAACAUCCUGAGGCCGGACUUUGGCUGCAAGAAAGAGCACCUCUUGAUCCUCGCCGGCGGCCCCGCGGCGGCCGGAGGAGGAGGAGGGGGGGGAGGAGGGGGAGGCAGCGGCGGCGGCGGCGGCGGCGGCGGCGGCCGGGACAGAGACCUAGAUCGCGCGGCCAGCUCAGGUAGAGAAAAUGUCAGCCCACUGCUCAUCAGGCCCCUCAACCCGGCCUCCUCUCUCCUUAGCGCCGACUCGCCCGGGAACCCCGACAGCUCCUCCACGGUCUCCAAAGCGAGCCCCGCCACGGCAGCAGCGGUAGGGACGGCCAAGCCCCCCUCCACCACCACCACCUCCACCUCCUCCACCUCCUCCACCUCCUCCUCCUCUUCCUCUUCCUCCUCCUCCUCCUCCUGCUCGGAAGGGAGUGGAACUAACCCGGCGAAGUACGGGGAGCACGCCAACCCGGCCAUCCUCCUCAUGGGCUCCGGUAAUGGAGGAGCGGGGGCCACGGGCGAUUGUCAACAGCCGCUGGUUUGGCCGGCCUGGGUUUACUGCACUAGGUAUUCAGACAGACCGUCCUCGGGUCCCCGAACGAGGAAGCUGAAGAAGAAGAAGAACGAGAAGGAAGACAAGCGGCCGCGCACAGCGUUCACCGCCGAGCAGCUCCAGAGACUCAAGGCGGAGUUCCAGGCCAACCGCUACAUCACCGAGCAGCGGCGGCAGACUUUGGCCCAGGAGCUGAGCCUCAACGAAUCGCAGAUCAAGAUCUGGUUCCAGAACAAGCGGGCCAAGAUCAAGAAAGCCACCGGCAUCAAGAAUGGCCUCGCCCUUCACCUCAUGGCCCAAGGACUGUACAAUCAUUCCACCACCACCGUGCAAGACAAAGAGGACAGCGAGUGA